Messenger RNA from Phasianus colchicus (ring-necked pheasant), 879 nucleotides. The record is from RefSeq and is a predicted model, not a curated record. Lineage: Eukaryota; Metazoa; Chordata; Aves; Galliformes; Phasianidae.
AAGAACUCCAGGAGAGAAAGUCUGAAGUAAUGUUGACACUAGCUCCUCUAAAGGCUAAGUUGGCUUGCCUGACCAGAAAAUGCCAGGAAAGGAACAGCUUCAUUGUCAGGAUGCAUGGCGAGUUUCACCGUCGAGGAUUUAACAACUCCAUGUUCGAUGAAGAGGUGAGAAGCUUGGUGAACGACGUUGCCCUUGCAGAGUACACAGCCACUUUUACAACAACGUGUAAUCAAGAGAUGCUGCCUUCUUCCACAGACAUUUCAGAGGCCAGUGGACAGUCAGAGUAUCAUGAAGCUUCAGUCAGAGAGAGCAGAAUGUCAGGGUCGAUACCUGUAACCUUCCUGCAAGAGGCAGAUGGUAUCCACAGUUCUCACAUCACUCCAAAUAUAUACACCAGUUCUCCUGUAAAAUUAACAGGUCCAGAGAAGAUCAUAACCUUGCAUCAGGAACUAAGACAAAACCAUCAGAGAAUCUGCCAGAUGCCUUCAUUUGUCUCCUCCAAUACAAACUCAAAGGCUGGCCCCAACCUGUCCAUGACUCAUGAGGAAACACCUUGGCCUCCACUCCCAAAGAUGAAGGACACACUGGAGCUUUCGAAGCGUGACUGGUCCAUGCAGGGGAGGGACUGCUUGUCCAAAUGGGAUGAUGUAUUUGGGGGUCAAAUAGGAAAUCAGCAUGCAAGUGCUAUUCCCCAGGGAAUUAAACAGAAAGAUGUCAUUACAAAUAAUGCAUGGCUCUCUAGAGAAAAAACAGAUGGCUCAACCUCAGCUACCACAGCAAAAAGCUCUUUGUCAGACAUGUUGUCAGCAAGUAAUAAAGGUCGAAAUCCUGUGGGAAGAAAUCAGCUGCAUGGGAAAGAAUAAAAAGCUCAGAAAUAAA